Molecule: messenger RNA, 2812 nt
Organism: Acipenser ruthenus (sterlet)
Lineage: Eukaryota; Metazoa; Chordata; Actinopteri; Acipenseriformes; Acipenseridae
Product: E3 ubiquitin-protein ligase ZFP91-like
Biological process (GO): regulation of transcription by RNA polymerase II
Cellular component (GO): nucleus
Molecular function (GO): transcription coregulator activity
Source: RefSeq, a predicted model, not a curated record
AAAAAUUGCGUGCUUCUGUCUUUUUUUUUCUCUCUUAAAGGAGAAGCGACGCAAAGAAGCGCGGCCCGCUUUCGAGAACUGACGAAAAAAGAAAAUUGUUUGAUCCUGUAUCUUUAAGGAUGAAGAAAUCGGGAUUUUGAGGGUGUUGUUUUUUUUUUUUUUUUUCUCCCAAAUCAGCAAUUUGAAUAAAAUGCAAUUUAAUAAUAUAUAUUAAAAUAUAUCUAAUAUUUAUUUUUUUUUCAAAAAAAAAAAAAGGGCCCAGUUUAAUCGGAUCCCCAAACCCACCGCCUCUCCCAAAGCGCCCGUCCAGCAGCUCGCUUUUGCGGUAUCUUUUUUUAACGCAGUCCGAGGCGGGCGGUUAUGGAACCGGAGCCGAACCGGGGUGGAGGCACCAGCGGCGAGAAGACCGAGCCUCCAACUCCGCCCCAGCCGCCGCCGAACAACGAAGAAGCGGCAGCGGCAGCAGCAGCAGCAGCGUGCGGAGAUGCAACGGUGACCUCCGCGGCAGCUCUCAGCCCCGCCGCCCCGGGCAGAGUGCUCCGGGACCGGUCUGCAGGCCGAACCUUGACCGCGGCUGCAGCAGCGGCCCUGUCGGCCUCGGAGGUCCGGAGCCCCGGCGAGCAAACGCGGCCCGGUUCGGGGAGAGUACUGCGGGAGCGGACGGGCCGCGGCUCUGGGUUUGGAGGAGCCGGGGAUAGCAAGAGCCGCGCCUCCCCGGCCGGUGGACUCCAACCAGCGGCCGCAGCGAUAGGAGACGGCCCUGCCGCCCGCCGGAGGAAAGCGGAAUAUCCCCGCCGCAGGAGGAACGCCGGCGCCCGGGGAGAAAGCGCGGAGGAGGCGGUGGAUGACAGCGGCCUAACCGUAGAUUCCGAAGACACACAGAAUUCUACAGAGAAAGGAGACACCGCUGUCGUACCUGCAGGGCCCGCCGGCCCAAAAUCCCGCCCCACCAGGUCCCGAAGGGGCGGGCGAGUCUCCACCCCCCGCCAGCGGGCCCCUGCGGAGAACUCGAGGGCCACAAAGUCCCGCGGGGGCCCGGGACCACUGAUCUGCAAGGCAGAGCCAGAUACUGAGCAGAAGGAGUAUGGGGGUACCUCUGGGGUGCUCCAGUCUCUCCCUGGUGUGAGGAGAGGCAGGAGAAGGAAAGACGACAAGAGCCCUCGACUCCCGAAACGCAGGAAGAAGCCGCCUAUCCAGUAUGUGCGUUGUGAGAUGGAGGGGUGUGGGACAGUGCUGGCACACCCCCGUUACCUUCAGCAUCACAUCAAGUACCAGCACUUGCUGAAGAAGAAGUAUGUGUGUCCCCACCCGUCCUGCGGCCGGCUUUUCAGACUCCAGAAACAACUCCUGAGACACGCCAAGCACCACACAGAUCAGCGAGACUAUAUCUGUGAAUACUGCGCCCGGGCUUUCAAGAGCUCCCACAACCUGGCCGUGCACAGAAUGAUUCACACAGGAGAGAAGCCACUACAGUGUGAGAUCUGCGGCUUCACGUGCAGACAGAAGGCCUCUCUGAACUGGCACAUGAAGAAACACGAUGCCGAUGCCUCCUACCAGUUCUCCUGCAGCAUCUGCGGCAAACGCUUCGAGAAGAAGGACAGCGUGGUGGCGCACAAAGCCAAGAGUCACCCCGAGAUCCUGAUCGCCGAGGCCCUGGCCGCCAACGCAGGGGCCCUCAUCACCAGCACGGGGGCCCCCGGGGGGGAGGAGGAGGAGGGGGGCGGGGUGGUGCCGGGCCCCGAGGGGCUCCUGCUGUCCUGCGACCCCCUGGUGAUCUGCGCGGAGGAGAUGGGGCCCCCCAACGCCAGCCAGCUGGGAGUGGAGAGGCUGGUUAUGGACCCCCAAGCGUUGAGGUCGGACGCCCGGAUUUUGGGCUCCAGCGCCGGGCUGAUUGUGGACGCAGAGGCCCUGGGGGCUGCUACGGAGGUCCUGAUUGAGAAUUCGGGGCAGCACCUCCUGCCUUGAGGGGGGGUGGCAGGGGGGGGUCAUGAAGGAGCCGCUGAGGGAGGGAGGGAGGGGGGGCAGACAAGGGAGGGAAUUUUUUAAGGUUUGAUUUUGAAUUUAUUUUUAAAAACAUCACCACCACUAAAAAAUAAGGCGAUUCGACUGCCCCUCCCAAAUCUACACCCCAUCCACACCCCCACACCUCCCUUUUUUCAUUUGACUGUCGGAGAAAAACCAACCGUCUUUUUGACUGUUAUGUUGCUUUUUUGAAAAGCAGAAGAAGGAAACAUAGAAACACAUGAAGAUUAAUUUUGACUGGACGUUCUGGAGAAGAUUUCUUUAUUAUUAUUAUUAUUUUUAAAUAAAGAUAAUAAAUAAUAAUAAUUAAAAAAAUAUAUAUAGGCUUUAUCAACCCUCCUCCCCUAAAAAUGAGGGAACCCUCAUGGCUUGGGACUGGGGUUCAAGAGACUGGGUUUUGGGGCCACCCCGCGGCGCACCCCAGGCAGGGAGACUCGGGGUUUGAUACAAAACCUCAAACUAGGUCCCCUGCCGGGACGGGGGGGGGGGGGGGUCUCCUGGAACCAGAUUUCAAAACCGCAGCUCCUAAAAACGUGGCUUCAUAUUCCCUCUGCUUUAUUCAAUAGAGACAUCGACUGUGUAGAAAUUCUUCAUAACUUAAAAAAAAAAAAAAGUGUAAUUUAUUUUAUAUUCUCCGAGCGGCUUCCAAUUUUUAAUUUUUUUUUUAAUUUCUUUUCCAGAAAUAUUGUCAAGAGGGGAGCGAGGGUGAAUUACAACUUUUGUUUUGAAAAAACCCUGUUUAAAUAUGUAAAAAGUUCAACAGAUCUUAUUAAAAUAACCCUUAACGUUA